UAUCUCUAAAGGCUGAGGCCGCGGUUGCUGCCAGUCUUUGUCAGUCCAGUGUCCAGUGCAGCGAGACGCCACCGGCAGGAAGACUACUGCAGCCAUGGAUGAUGUUUAUAAAGCCGCGGUGGAGAACCUGACUGAGGAGCAGAAAAAUGAGUUCAAGGCUGCGUUCGACAUCUUCAUCCAGGAUGCGGAGGACGGCUGCAUCAGCACCAAGGAGCUGGGGAAGGUGAUGAGGAUGCUGGGUCAGAACCCCACGCCUGAGGAGCUGCAGGAGAUGAUCGACGAAGUGGAUGAAGAUGGCAGCGGCACGGUGGACUUCGAUGAGUUCCUGGUGAUGAUGGUGCGCUGCAUGAAGGAGGAGAGCAAAGGGAAGUCAGAGGAGGAACUGGCGGAACUAUUCCGAAUGUUUGACAAGAAUGGGGACGGCUACAUUGAUCUUGAGGAGCUGAAGGCCAUGCUGGAGUCCACCGGCGAGUCCAUCACUGAGGACGACAUCGAGGAGCUGAUGAAGGACGGAGACAAGAACAACGACGGGAAGAUCGACUAUGACGAGUUCUUGGAGUUCAUGAAAGGUGUUGAGUAAAAGUGUCCCGACGCUGUGCUGCGAGGUUCAACCCCGUCCGGAUGAGUAUUUGUGAAUAAAAGUGCACAAUAAAGAUUAUUUUCAAU
Molecule: messenger RNA, 666 nt
Organism: Synchiropus splendidus (mandarinfish)
Lineage: Eukaryota; Metazoa; Chordata; Actinopteri; Syngnathiformes; Callionymidae
Product: troponin C, slow skeletal and cardiac muscles-like
Exons: 6
Coding region: 95-580 (161 amino acids)
Cellular component (GO): myosin II complex
Molecular function (GO): calcium ion binding
Source: RefSeq, a predicted model, not a curated record